GAUAGCACCAGCCAGCAAAGUUCCAAAACAAGUUUAAAGGUCAAAUACCUCUCCUCAAAUGUAUGGUAAAUAAAAAGUGGGUUAACGUAGCACAGUAUUUGUUUCAUAAACUCAAAGGAUUUGCGUGAGUUCUAAGUAUAUGUUAUUGUGCGAUUUAUUUUCAUAUUUGCGUUAAUAUUACUUUCGGUGGUGAUAUUGAUUUUGAUGUUGGAUUACAUAGUAACGUAACUGGUUUAUUCUUUUCUAAUAUUAUUCCUUUUUCAAACAAUAACCUUACACAAUCUCACAGUGCAACAAUAAAACGAAUACAGUAAAUAGAGUUUGAUAUAGAGAAGUAUAUAUGAAACUAUCAAAUUGGUUUUGAGUUACUAUUUGGUGGAUUCUUUGGGCGACUUAUAUGUAUUUAUUUAUUGCGUGAAACCGCCUAAUUGAUUUAUUGGCUAUAUGUAUUUGAUGAGAAUACAUGUCUAAGUUGGAAGCCAUUAAUUCUUUUUAUUUCAUGAAACCACGAACGGUUUGAUGACCCAAGCCUUGUACCGGUUCAGGUUAAUUAAUGGUGGAAAAGAAAGAAACAGCUUUCAUUAUAAUUUAUAAAAGUUCAAGAUUUGCCAAUAUAUUUCUAAUGGCUGCCAUUAGCACUCAAUCUGCCUCAUCUUCGUCAUCAAUUUCUUCUUCAACACCACAAUGGAAAUACGAUGUCUUUCUCAGCUUUAGAGGUGAGGACACACGCAAUAGAUUUACUGACCAUCUAUAUGUUGCCUUAAAACAAAAGGGCAUUCUCACCUUUAGAGACGAGGAAAAACUUGAGACGGGAAAAUCUAUUUCAUCAGAGCUUUUGAAAGCAAUAGAAAAAUCAAGGUUUGCAAUUGUCAUUCUUUCAAGAAACUAUGCAUCUUCUACAUGGUGUUUGGAUGAACUUGUAAAGAUCAUUAGGUGCAUGAAAGAGAUGAAGAUGACGGUUCUACCAAUUUUUUAUGAUGUGGAUCCAUCUACUAUACGAAAACAAAUGGGUACUUUUGCCCAAGCCUUUGCUAAACAUGAAGAAAAUUUCAAGGACUGCAUAGACAAGGUGCAAGCGUGGAGAACUGCUUUGAGAGAAGUAGCCAAUCUCAAAGGAUGGCAUGUACAAGAUAGGUAAUCCAAAUUGUCAUUU
Molecule: messenger RNA, 1153 nt
Organism: Quercus lobata
Lineage: Eukaryota; Viridiplantae; Streptophyta; Magnoliopsida; Fagales; Fagaceae
Product: TMV resistance protein N-like
Exons: 2
Coding region: 554-1138 (194 amino acids)
Biological process (GO): signal transduction
Source: RefSeq, a predicted model, not a curated record